AUGCUCUGGUACCGUACAUUUCCUCUGAACUGCCAACGACAUUGCGGACAGCAGUUAGAGUGUUUGCAGAGAAGAAAGUGCUUACAGAGGGGAUUGAAGAGAUGGACAUUGCGAUUAACAUCGAAGGCGUAUUGCACAAUCGCAAGCCUCGGCGAGAUGGCUCGGUCGAUGUCAUCAUCGUUGUCGACAACGGGUAUGCUUCAUGCCAACGGAAAGGAGUGUCUUAGACUGAUCGACUGCGCAGAUACUACGUGA
Messenger RNA from Plenodomus lingam JN3, 255 nucleotides. The record is from RefSeq and is a predicted model, not a curated record. Lineage: Eukaryota; Fungi; Ascomycota; Dothideomycetes; Pleosporales; Leptosphaeriaceae.